GACUACAUAAUUUUUCCAUCUUCUGGGGGAUGAGAGGGAGUGUGUGAGAGGGACAAAUAGAAAGAGAGAGGGAGGGAGAUGGAUAAAUUGCAAGCGUCCACGUUGAUUCAGCCUCAUUCGACAGGUCUAACCAUGGAGUUCAAAGGAGUGUGUUUGCUCCUAGGAGUGCUGCUGCUCGUAAGCUCCUCGCUUCAGCAGAUUCCAACAAAGAAGAAGCCCAUGAAAAAAGAUACAACAAAGGAUGCUGCUAUUGUGCAAUUACAGAAACAGAUCGAUGACAUCGUCCAGGAGCUCAACCUACUGAAGGAGCAGCAGGCUCUGCAAAGAGUCUGUUUAAAAGGCAAAAAGAUCAAUGGCAAGUGUUUCUUGAGUGACCCUGUGAGGAAACGUUAUCACACCGCCAGCGAAGACUGCAACGCCCUGGGCGGUGUCCUUGGCACACCUACAUCCAAGGAUGAGAACGAUGAGCUCAGAGACUACGUCCGCCAAAGCAUCGGCCCAGAUGAGCAGGCGUGGCUGGGCAUCAACGAUAUGGUAACUGAGGGCACCUGGAUCGACCAGACCAGCAGCAGCAUCACCUACAAAAACUGGGACACGUCCAACUUUAGGUCCCCCCAGCCAGACGGGAGCAUGUCCCAGAACUGCGCUGUGCUCUCUGCAGCCUCCCAGGGGAAGUGGUUUGACGAGAACUGCCGCGACGAGAAGCCAUCCGUGUGCCAGUUCAACAUCGUUUGACCACAUUUAUCUCACCAGUGACUCUGCGUUUGCUUGGUUAUAGCUGCUUUGUGUGUGUGUGUUUACUCUCACUGCAAUGCUGCUUUUUUUUGCUAUCCUAAAAGGGGUUCAAGCCAGUGGUUCCCAACUGGCUUUGCAUCAGAACCAAAGUCUGAUGUAGAAGUCACAAUCAGUUGCAUAAGAUGAUGUUAUUUUAGACAAAUGUGAUGCUGCUGGUAUGUAAUUUUGCAGCGUUCCUGGUGUUUGGAAUAAAAACAAGAAGAAGACCACAGUCCAGUUUGGAGUAAGCGAGAGAUUGUGUGGCUGUACAAAGAAAUGGCAAAGAAAACUGCAUAUCAUUUUAGAAAAACAUAAGUUGAAAUAACAAUGUUCAUGUGAUUAAAAAUAGUGUUUGGGUGCUGGCACCAUCCACAAAUUAAAAACUGCGUGUAACUCUGUUGUCCUCACACCGAUCAACAGCAGUUCUGUGACUCACUGGCUGAGAACCACUGUUUUAAACUUCUUUUUAAAUAGGACUUUAAAAAAGCCAUAAUUAUGACUGAUAUAACUUUUUUAUUUUUAUAAUAACUCAGUCUUCACUCGUUCCAGUUUGCUAGUCUUGUAGCCUGCGACCUGUAAAAUUACCAUCAAUAAACUACAAUGUCUAUC
This is a messenger RNA of Maylandia zebra (zebra mbuna), 1383 nucleotides long. RefSeq names its product tetranectin. The record is from RefSeq and is a predicted model, not a curated record. Gene Ontology annotation, biological process: ossification; bone mineralization. Lineage: Eukaryota; Metazoa; Chordata; Actinopteri; Cichliformes; Cichlidae.